This is a messenger RNA of Dipodomys spectabilis (banner-tailed kangaroo rat), 2130 nucleotides long. RefSeq names its product biogenesis of lysosomal organelles complex 1 subunit 5 (gene Bloc1s5). Lineage: Eukaryota; Metazoa; Chordata; Mammalia; Rodentia; Heteromyidae. The transcript is spliced from 5 exons. Gene Ontology annotation, cellular component: transport vesicle; BLOC-1 complex. Bases 15 to 587 code for a protein of 190 amino acids. The record is from RefSeq and is a predicted model, not a curated record.
CGGAGCUGGUCGGGAUGAGUGGCGGAGGGACGGAGGCCCCUGUGGGUCGUGAGACCCUCACGGGUGGCGGCGGCGGCAGCGGCAAGAAGAGGGACUCGCUGGGGACUGCGGGCUCAGCACAUCUCAUUAUUAAGGAUCUUGGAGAAAUUCAUUCAAGGCUUUUGGAUCACAGACCAGUUAUUCAAGGUGAAACUCGUUAUUUUGUAAAAGAAUUUGAAGAAAAACGUAAUCUGCGAGAAUUGCGGGUUCUUGAAAACCUAAAGAACAUGAUCCAUGAAACAAAAGAACAUACUCUUCCCAAAUGCAGAGAGACAAUGAAGGACAACUUGGAGGAAGUUCUCCAGAGAUUGCAAGCUGCUAAUCAAGCUGUGUGUAGACUCCAGCAGAGGGAGCAGGAACGGAAAAAGAUAUAUCAUGACCAUUUAAUAAGUAGUGAGAAACAGCAUCUACUCCAAUGGGAGGAUUUCAUGAAAGAACAACCUUACAGACAGACCCAGGUGGACGAAGAGCACAGAAGAGCCAUGGAGAGGCUAAAAGAGCAAUAUGCCGAGAUGGAGAAGGACCUUACAAAGUUCUCCACCUUUUAAGAACUUGAACAACAGCAAGACAAACAAAUGAGAAGACACUGACUUUCCCUCAAAUACACAACCAGCUGUCUACCCUUUGCUUAUGCUUAGCAAUACAUUCAGGGACACACUGCUGUAGAGCGCCCAAUCAGAUGUCCUGUUCUAAGUGCCUAUCUAUGAUCAUUCAAAGGAGGAGGGAAAAUAGGAUAGAUUCACUCUGUGGUAAUCAGAAUUGGUCUUUUCCAAUGAUUAGUUGAGAGAACUGCAACUAUAGACUUCUUAGAGAAUCCAUUCUCACACAGGAUUACAGGGUUAAUAUGAAUUUGUGGCUUAAAAAGCUGGUAUGAAUUAUAUGCUGGUGGCUCAGGCCUGUCAUCCUAGCUGCUCAAGAGGUUGAAAUCUGAAACCUUAAGGUUCAGAGCCAGAUGGCACAGACAAGUCUUUGGGACUCUUACCUCUAAAUAACUAGCAAAAAGCCAGAAGUGGACCAUGGCUCAAGUGGUAGAUGGCCAGCUGUGAGCGAAAAUGUCAUGAGAAUGCAAGGCACUGAGUUCAGGCCCAAGCACCAACACAUACACAAAAGGAGUAAUGGGAAGGGCAAAAAAAUGAGGUAUGGUAGCUACUGCCUCCGUUGCUAUGAGAGAUAAGAAUGCUUAAAAGUAUUAGCUCAUGAGUAAUGUGAACAAAACAAGGGCAAAAACAAGUUGGCCUUGGAGCAAGAACACAUAUAAAAGAGUCCAAAUAUUGUCCCUCCCAUGGCAAAGGUGUGACGGUCUUUGAACUACCUAUUGGGGAAGCUUGCAGAUUUUCCAGUGCAGCACAGUGCUGGUGUUUCAUUGAACAAGACAUUUGUGUUCUGUGGCCUUCUCACCCUUAAUAUUUUCAUCUUACAAAACACAGGAGGAAAUGCUUACCAAAAAUAUUUUUUACUUGUAGCCUUUCCAAGAACCAUAGUCUUGCCCAUAGUAUUUACCUCAUUUUUGUGUCUGUUUUGCUGUGGGUAAGCUUCAUAAGGCAAAUAAUGUCUCUACGUAUUUCAGCUGUUUAAUGAGUAAUCAGCAAAAUCUGCCAAGUCGUCUCUUGGGAACCAUUUAAAGAUUCUGGCUGUGAAUGAACCAGAAGUGUUUGCCCACAUGGCAAAUGAUCCGUGUUAAAUGUAAAUCCUUUUUAGUGUUAAUGUCUGUUCUCAUAAGCAGGUGUAUUAUGAUGAAACAGUACCAAUUCUGUUAGCACUGUGAUCUUUACAAAUCCACAUUUGAACACAAAAGCACAGCAAUGGUGCCCAGGCCCUGAAUUCAAACUCCAGGACUGGCACGUGCGCACACACACACACACACACACAUGCACGCGCACACACGCACACACGCACAAAAUAAUACACAUUGAACACCUAGUUGAAGACCUAAGCUGCUUUACAUGCAGUAAUUUCAAUAGAGUUAUUGUAAAUUAAUUUGAGGUCUGGAUAAAACUUCAUAAUAUUUUUAUUGCUCUUCAGUUAAAAAAGAAAAGGUACAAGGAAGGAAACUGUCCAGCUCCUCUGUGUUAUCUCAGUGUUGCAACUGGA